AAACCGGACGGAAUAUCAACCCGACUUAGAUUCGUGUGUCACGCGUAUGUUGUGUAAUCAAAAAAAAAAGAAGAUAUAAAAAUAAAAAUAUAACACAAAAUAAAAUCUGAAAUACACAUGAAAACUCAAAAAUCAAGAAAUUAAGAAUUUGUUUUUUUGGAUUCCUUUGAAAAACUCAACUUCAGCAGAGACAAAAAAAUAAUACAAAAAUAACACUUCUAAUCUCCAAUAUCACGGUAUAGCAGUUCAAAUUUAUCAAUAUGAGUCAAAAUCCUAGUAAAAAUCCGAAUAUGAGUGGGAAACUUAGAAACACUACAAAUAUAACGUCAAAUCCAAAUGCAUGCCCACAAGUUCGCGGUCGUGCUGUUAACCGUCAAUUCCGUUUAAUAUCCAGAACAGGCGCACAUGAAAACGAGGAAGAUGUGCCUACAAACGCACCUCCAGCAAUACUAAAUAUUGUGGUUCCCAGUCAUAUUGGUAGUGAAACGUCGGUGGUGAGCUCGCGGACAAACGCUGCCGCCUUGAAUGUGGUAACAAAAUCUUCGCUACCGUCAGCUAUAUCAGAUGCACGUGAUUAUGACUACGAUUCGCAGUAUCCCGAAAUAGAUGAAUGGAUCGAAAAAUCUCAUUCAUCAAUUAGAUCAUCGACAAAAAAGUGCCAAUCGAAGACAUUGAAAACUGAAAAGCACUUCUCUAAGGAAGAGACUUUAGACUCUCGACCACUAGCACCGAAAUCCUGUCCACCAUGUAAAAGCCCCCAACAUGAUGUGAACUUUUUGAAACAGCGACUUGUUCAAUAUCGUGCUGAAACAGAGAGCUGUGGCGAUGCAGCUAAAUUGAAUGGACAACUGAAUGAAAUAUUUGUGCGACGCUUGGUCGACAUUGAAAAUGUGGCGAAAGGCGAUAUGGAUGUCAAGCUGACUACUUACCAAGAAUGGGUGAAUCUCUUACUGCAAAUAAAUGAAACUAUCAUUGGUAAUAUGACAGAUCUAGAGAGUGAAGUAGCAGAGCGACUGGAAUGCAUGAAACGGCGGAUUCAAUCGAGUUGCAGUCAAACAAGUAAUAACGAGCAAAAAUAUCGCCAAGAUAUUUGCUCACUAAUGAAGCUCCUUAAAAAUGCCUAUCAAUAUGAUAAUUGGGACAUCCAGGGGCUUGAAUUUCAAACUGUUAAUCUAAACGAGAUUUUGGGUACCCGAAAUACGACUUGCUCUGACCCGGAACGUCCAAGGAAUACGAGGCAUGAUUACUACGACGACGACCAGGAAUCGCGAAAUCGGUGUUGUCUUAAUGAGCCGGAAUGUGUAUUGGAAAAUGUCAUCUUUGAACCUCCUGAUGCACGGUGUGGCCGAAAAGUUCAACCUACUGAAAUGACGGACUGUACCAGCAGUUGUGUUAAUGAUUGUAAUGCCAAAUGUUCGGAAGAAGUACUAGAAAAACCGUCUUGCUCUAACGUGGAGAUUAACACAGAUUAUUCCUUGGAACCACGAACUAAGACCUCUUGUGUGAGUCAGGAUAACAACAAUGCCAAUUUACGUGCUCUGGCAGUGGAAGUAGCCGCAAAACAUGAUGAGAUAUGUGACUUAAGGCGUCAAAUCGCUUGUUUAGAGGAUGAAAUUCAAAAGGCGCAGCAAAAGAUACAAUUAAAGGAUAAUGUUAUAAAUCACUUACGAAACGAUUUGAAAUAUGUCAAUACUAAGCUAACACCUAACGACGGCUCGAGCCUUUGUGGUGGAUGUGGCGGUGAAUUGACCGACUACAGUAUGCCACCGAUUAACGUAGACCAUCAAUCAACACCAAGCACUUCAACACAGGUCUCUGCUGGGCAGGAGUCAUGCAAUCAGUUACAGUUUGUUGCCGAUUGUUUAAGUAGCGCCAGUAAUGUGGAGCAGCAGAAGUUAAAAGCUCUGGAUGUGGAACUAAAUGAACUUUUCCAAGUGACACAUGAGUUCAAAAGCCAAAAUCUAGAAUAUCAUCGGAAGCGGUUAUCAGACAUUUUACAGAAAUCGGAAGCCGAAAAGGCAGAAGCUUAUCGCAAGUUAGACUCAAUACGCAAACAACUUAUCAGUAUUGAAAUUUCAAGCGGUAAACAAUCUAAAAACUCUUUUAAUGACUCUGAUUCGGGGUUUAGUUCAAAAUGUGAUAGCGAUCAGGAUGCAAAGAUUUUGGAUACUUUACGUAAUCGCCUUCAAAGGUUAAAGGAAAAUAAUUUUGAAUUGCAAGGCCGUGUACAAGCACUUAAAAUCGAAAAUAAUGCAGAAUACCAGACAUGUUUGAAAACCGAGCAGACAUUUGCGCAACGAAACAGUAAUACUUUAAAGGAUUUGGCCGAUAUGCUAUGCGGAAUGUCAGGCGAACAAUUUUGCUACAAUGAUAUUUAUAACACAAACUCAGACUCGAAUCCCUUCUGCAAAGCCAUCAUAAAAAUGAAAUGCGAAUACGAGGAGAAAGAACGAAAGCUAAUGAAUAAUUUAUCAAUGAAAUGCGAACAGCUCGCCGAACUACAGAAAUCGCUACUUUGCAAUGAACAUGAUCUGGAACAAUUACACCACAGCGCUCAGUUGUCAGACGAUCAUUCACACGGAAGACAAUUUGAAAAACCCUUUCAAAUAUGGGAUAGAACACAUGUGCUUUCGGCAUAUGACAGUUAUUUGAACAUUGUGAAUGAAUUGAAAAACGAACUCACGUCCCUCUCCCAACAAGUAGCUAUGGUACAGAAAGAAUUUUCUGAACCCUCCUCGCGUGAUGAGGUUGGCGGCGCAAAGCUCGAGUCUACACUGAAAAUCUUGGAAUCUCAAAAUGACAUAUUGCAACACGCACUGGAACAAGUAUCACACGACAGCCAUAAACAUUGUUACGAACUAAAUCAAAGUAAUGAAAAUCUACGCUGCCAAGUGCAACAUUUGCAGUGUACAAUUUUGGAAAAGGAGCAACACAUAGGUAAACUAAAUAAUUUGCUGGAGAAAUUACAAUGUGACCAACAACAGCACCAACAUCGCACCAACGAGUGCUGUCUGCAAGCAAAAGAUAAUGAGAUAAGGGAGAUAUCUCAAAAGUUGGACCAAGCCAAUAAAAAGGUGGAAUCGCUUAUGGGUGAAUUAGAGCGCAGUCAAAAACAGGAGCGUUUUCUGCUUUGUGAAACAAGAAAACUUAACGAGGAAUUGAAUGAAAGCAAACGAAAGCAUGGUGAUCUCAGCGUGCAAAUGCAUCGGUUGAAUGCAUUACUGAAGUCCCAAAAUGAUUGUCGAAGUGAUAUUUGUAAAAAAUACGAGGAACUGGAACGAAAUUAUGAAGAUCAGGCGAAGCAAUUACGAGCUGCAUGUACACAAAUGAAUUGUCUGCAGGAUCGUUUGGCACUAAUGGACAAGCGUCAAGAGGAGCAUAACAUGGAACGUAAUCUUUUAAGAGAUGAAGUGCUGGCCUUAAAAGAAAAAGAGGCGACAUUAUUAAACAAAGAACGAUGUCAAACGGAUCAGUUAAUGAAGAUCGAAAAGGAGUUAUAUACGGCGCACGAUGUAAUGAAAGAACAGCAGCGUAUCAUGCAGCGUAGUGAGUCCACGCAAAGAGACUGCACAAAAAGACUUCAAGAGGCGAACAAUGAACUAAAGCGGCAGUUCAAUAAACUCUGUGAUGACUAUAAGCAGCUCGAAAAUGAAUAUAGGAAACAGUGCGACCUUCGUAAGCAGAAUGAAAAGGUUAUUGAUUCCUUUAGGAAAUGGAAAGAGGCACAGCUGAAAGCCGAUGAUGCUACCAGAGCGAGUUUCAAACAAUAUGAGGAACACAUAAAACUUUUACUGGAGGAAAAACAAAAAUUCUUAGAGCAAUAUCGAAGUCUGCAUGGAGACUACUGUGCGCUGCAGCAUGAAUUAGAGAGAAUUAAGAUGUGUAGCUACAGCUUCAACAAUUCCGGAACAGGUUCCAAAAUGUCGGAAAAUUCGAUGCCACAACGUAUAGAACUAAUACGCAGCACAUCCCUACGCGUUUCACAGAAGAGCAGCUCUUUAAAAUGCGAUGACACAUCGCAGGAAGCCUCUGGGUCGAAUCCCCUGUGAGGUCAAACGCCAUGUGCGGCCAAGUAUUAAAGUACAGUAACUGAGAAAAUGUAGUGUAUCCUGCGAAUAACAGCAUUUUCACCUAACAUUCACGACCGCCUACAUACUCGUAUGUACAUACACAUACAUAUGUACAUGUUUGCAGUGAAUAGUGAAUGCUCUGUGUGGGCGCUAAACGACAAUGUUGAUGAUGUGAAUCACAUGUAAAAUACCUUCUAUAUAUUCAUUUGAGUAUAUUAAAUAAUUGUGUUCUAAGUUGACUUUAUAUCUAACAAAAAAAAAUGUAUGUAUAUGUAUA
Ceratitis capitata (Mediterranean fruit fly) is the source of this 4347-nucleotide messenger RNA. RefSeq names its product interaptin. NCBI's taxonomy places the organism in Eukaryota, Metazoa, Arthropoda, Insecta, Diptera, Tephritidae. The record is from RefSeq and is a predicted model, not a curated record. The coding region runs from base 261 to 4049 and encodes 1262 amino acids. The transcript is spliced from 25 exons.